Myxocyprinus asiaticus (Chinese sucker) is the source of this 3248-nucleotide messenger RNA. RefSeq names its product cell division cycle-associated protein 4-like. Gene Ontology annotation, molecular function: transcription regulator activity. Gene Ontology annotation, cellular component: nucleus. The record is from RefSeq and is a predicted model, not a curated record. Lineage: Eukaryota; Metazoa; Chordata; Actinopteri; Cypriniformes; Catostomidae. Bases 998 to 1864 code for a protein of 288 amino acids. The transcript is spliced from 2 exons.
CUACCAUGCCCUUAAUAAAUCUGGUUAACAUUGUGAUUAUGGGGGGCCUGGGAAGCUCAGCGAGUAUUGAUGCUGACUACCACCCCUGGAGUUGCGAGUUCGAAUCCAGGGCGUGCUGAGUGACUCCAGCCAGGUGCAGGUCCUAUGCAACCAAAUUGGCCCGGUUGCUAGGGAGGGUAGAGUCACAUGGGGUAACCUCCUCGUGGUCGCGGUUAGUGGUUCUUGCUCUCAGUGGGAUGCGUGAUAAGUUGUGCAUGGAUCGCGGAGAGUAGCAUGAGCCUCCACAUGCUGUGAGUCUCCACGGUGUCAUGUACAAUGAGCCACGUGAUAGGAUGCGCGGAUUAACUGUCUCAGAAGCGGAGGCAACGGAGACUUGUCCACCGCCACCCGGAUUGAGGUGAGUAACCGCGCCACCACGAGGACCUACUAAGUAGUGGGAAUUGGGCAUUCCAAAUUGAGAGGAAAAGGGGAUUUAAAAAUAAAUAAAAAAUUUGAUUAUGGGUUUAAAGUUUUUGUGUGUGUUGGUAACUGUCAAGCACAUCAUCUCCAUUAUGUUAAGUCAUCCCUCUUAACAUGAAAAGACUUGUGGUGGUUUUUGUGUUCUUGCACUCAGUGGUUUGCUUGUUUUGCAUAGAGUUUGAUGUGUAAAAUUUAACUCAUUACCAUUGUUUAGCUAUCGUCCUAUGUCUUUGCCACCUCUCACAUACACACCAGUAUUUUUUCAAAUGAUCAGAGCCCCUUCCCCACUCCUCCCAACACACACACUCGUACACGCGCACAGUCACGCACACAAACAUUCAGUCGGUCAAGAGCUGGUGUGAUGACAGAUUAUGUGCUUUGUCAUGCUGGUUGGUGUUAUGUGUUUUUUCCUCCCCUAUACUGGAUAUAUUUUGUUACUUUUAGGCUUCCGUAACCCCGGUUGGCCGGCUGCGGAGACAGGGAGUCCUCGUUUCAGUACUGUGGCUCUCCACAUUAGACUUACUUUUUGCGGGUAAACAUGUUCUCCAAGGGCACCAAGCGUAAAUUUUCAGAUGGUGGUGAAGAGAUAUCAGACAAAAGCCUGGUAGGAGCCAGGGUGGCGUCCUCCUAUAGUUUGCAACGGCAGUCGCUACUGGACAUGUCCCUCAUCAAGCUGCAGUUAUGCCACAUGCUGGUGGAGCCCAACCUCUGCCGCUCGGUUCUAAUUGCCAACACAGUGAGGCAGAUUCAGGAGGAGAUGACCCACGAUGGCAGCUGGCAGGUGGUCACUGAAGCUUUCUGCAGCGCAGGCCAAAGCCCCUCUGAGCGCUUAGUGGCCACCGAGGUACUUUGCAGGUCACGGGAGCCAGACGCAGAGCCCAAGCUCUUUUCUGUCAUCACCUACGAAGGUUGCCGUGAAGAGGAGGUGGUAGCUGACGAGACACUUUGCUCCGUUUCAGUUAGCGACACUGUCUCUAACGUGUGUCUGGCAGGAAGUAUGGACCAAUGCUGGGAGAGGGGUGAGCUCAGUGUUGUAGAGAGCGAUGAAGAGGCCCUUGAAGACUCUAGGCUAGGUUCAGAAGAAGAUGAGGAGAACGAAGAAGCAGAAGAGGCUUCCAGGCAGGGUCCAAAGUCCAGGGGACAAGUUUUUGGGACAUUUGAAAUAAAAAACGGUUCCCCAGGUCCAGAGUCUGCUCUUGAGGAGUUGUUCUCAGAUGUGGAUACCUCCUACUAUGACCUGGACACUAUGCUAACUGGCAUCCAGGGUGCACCCAAGAUGGGCCCUUAUGACCUCCUUGACAGCUUGGCACCUUCACACAGUUCCCCAUCCAUAGUGUCCACCCCAAACUGUCGUUCUGAUCUCAAUGAACUGGAUCACAUCAUGGAAAUCAUUGUGGGUUCUUAGGUUAGAACUUUUUCAGAGACUUACACGCUUGUCUUAAUUUUACAGGCUUUUCUGUUCUGUAUGGAAAGCAAGUUAAAUCUGGAGUCCUUUCACGGAAAAGAAUUGAUGUCUUGUGAAGGAUGGCCUUGAUUUUAUGAGCUGACCAUAGGCAUCUUAUUUGCAUACUCUUUGUAUGUUUUAAUGUUUUUUCUCUAUAUUUGUCUGUCCAGACAUGCUGUUUUGUUUAAUUUAUUUGUUUUACUCAUGACACUACAGAGAGCAGAACAAGAUGUAUACAAAAGUUGUAAAGUGUGGGAUAUUUUCAUAUGGAGACAAAAGAUUGUCUAAAUUAUGUACAUAAAUAUAUAUUUUUACAAUAGAUUUUGCUUGUAAUAUGUUACUGUACAUUCUGUACAUGUUCUACAAAUUGAUUUUAAACGAAAAGAUUAGAUUCUUAUGUGCAAAAGCAGUCUUCCAUUUUUAAAAAUCCACAAACUGAAGGAACUUCAUUCAAUGGUCGAAUUUAAAAAAGGCAUCAAGUAUUUAAACAAUGAUGCAUGUUUUAAAUUAACAUGCUCAUUUGCACAAAGUUUUUUUUUUUUUUUUGCUCAUGGUUUGAUUGCAGUUGGUUGUCAAUCCGCUCAGCCGUAGGUUUUGUUUGUUGUUAGACGUCAAUGUUAUUUUUGUCUUCUCAACAAAUGAAGAAUAAUGGGGCCAGCCCAUUCUAUAUUGUGACUUAAUUUAUUUAAUUUAUUUACUGCAAAUGGUGAGUGUUGGCUGUGGUCAAACUCAGGGUGGCAUUUUAACUCUGGAGGACUUAAUGGGCCUGAUUCACCAAAGCCUUUUGCUCAAACGAAACCUGGGUUGUAUGGGAAGCCGUCACAGAAUUAGUGUUUGGUAAGUUAAUUUGCACCAAUUAUUGGUUCAAGUAUUGGUUUUGAAAGAGUUAAUUGUUUUAAUAUGGGCAAACGGUUUGCAUAUAUCUGUCUCUUAGUCCUUUGGGCCCCUCAUAAUGAGAAGGCAUUUGUCAAGUUCUAUGCAUUGGGUGUUGUAACACUUUCUAUGCAUGAAGUGUUUCAAGAUGCAUUUAGUACAUUCUUUUUUUUUUUUUAUAAAUAUCACUUGAGAAUGAGUCAUCAAGAGAUGGUUGUAUUUUACCUCAAAGUUUUCCCCCAUGUUACAUAAAUUAUUUGGUUUUGUCUCAAAUUUAUUUUUUGCAUAAACUAUGUUUGUGCAAAUCGUUGGUUAUUACACAUGGAUAAUUAUGUUUUCAUCUGCAUUGUCUCAAUUUCCAAGAGAAGAAAUGUCUUUAUUGUAUGAUCUUAAACUAGUAUAGAGUAUAAACAUUUUAUAUGAGCAUUGUAGCUUUUUUAACUUUUUUUUUAAUAAAAGGUACAACAUUUAU